GUCCCCCUGACAAGAGUCCCUUAACCACAGCCAAGACACUGCUGUCCUAAAGCAAGCAAGCAUCAACCUGAAAGAAGAUCACCAAGAGCUUUCCUGUGGAUUCCUGGGGCAGGAAGGCAAACGAAAAAGACGGAUCCUGCCACAGAGAGAGAAGGAGAGAGGCUGCUUCUGCCAGCAAAGACGAGGACAACUAAGAAAGGAGGACAGACUGCAGGUGGAAGGAAGGAGUGAGAACCUACAAGAUGAAUCUUCCCCCUGACUAUGAAAAACAUCCUUCGGCCACAACCGGUUUGCUACAACCUCCGACUGAGCCAACCCCCUCCAUGGGCUACGGACCACCUCCUCAAUAUCCUCCUUAUUACAACCAGCCUGGUGCAGGAGGCAACCAAGGUCCUCCCAUUCAUCAUGUACCACUGACGGUCAUCGUCCCGGAACCCGAGCCCACUCCUUCCCCUGAUUUCCUGGGUUAUUCCAUAUUCACCAUGCUUUGCUGUUGCUUACCCUUGGGUAUCGCUGCCCUGGUGUUCUCUAUACAGACUCGGCAAGACAACCACAACAGAGACUAUGCAGCAGCUCGGAGAAACUCCAGGAAGGCCCAGACCUUGAACCACACUGCCUUGGGAUUGGGCAUUGCUUUCAUCAUUCUGUACAUCAUCCUCAUGGUGUUGUUUUUCACCUCAGUCCUGUCUGUCUCAUCACGCCAACACUAUAAUUUCCAAACUCAAUUUGGCCACAACAGAGGGUGAACUGCUAUCUGCCUCUGUGAUCCUGCCAAUGCCACCAUGUGGACAUUGUAAUAUUGCUGUUCCUGAUUCUGUUUAUUUUGUUUUGAAAGCCUCUUGGGGGAAUAUAAUAAAU
Messenger RNA from Pogona vitticeps (central bearded dragon), 858 nucleotides. NCBI's taxonomy places the organism in Eukaryota, Metazoa, Chordata, Lepidosauria, Squamata, Agamidae. The record is from RefSeq and is a predicted model, not a curated record.